Messenger RNA from Plasmodium inui San Antonio 1, 4743 nucleotides. RefSeq lists its product as hypothetical. The transcript has 3 exons. The coding region runs from base 1 to 4743 and encodes 1580 amino acids. The record is from RefSeq and is a predicted model, not a curated record. NCBI's taxonomy places the organism in Eukaryota, Apicomplexa, Aconoidasida, Haemosporida, Plasmodiidae.
AUGUCAACAUGGAUAAACAAAAAGCUCAUAUCUAUAUCGGAGAAGGUGAUCGAAAAUGUCAUAGAAUCUUUGGCAAAUAAAAACACACACAUUGAUAACAUACAGAAUAUGCAAGGGACCCAACUGGGAAAAAUAAUAAGCAAGGUAAUUUCUUCUAAGUACUUUUUCAAAAAUGACGACAUUUGCUACAACUCCAGGAAUCUGGACUUCAUUUGGAACAUGAAGAGCAUGGCGAAGAGGAGAAAGAAAAGAAUAAGGAAAGAUAAGGUAAAACGGAUCAAGAAAAGGACAUCGAAGGGAAGAAAAAGCAAAAGAGGAAGCAACAGUCGGAGUCUUCCUGGCCAUGGUACACAGGAAGAGGAAGAAGCUGAUUGCAAACAGGACUCAUAUGACAACAUUUACAUAGAUUCAAGAAGCCCUAAUUAUUUGAACAUUGAUGAGUCGUACAUUCGGACUUGUCCUGCCUUGAAUACCAACGAGGCAGGUGAAGGGGAACACCAGGAGAAGGAGACCUCGUUGAAAAAGGACAUAAUAACAUGCAACUCCAGUGUGCAAAGCGUCUUUAGCGAAGCUCCAGAGGGUGUCACGUCAGUAAAAUCAAAUGCUGCAUCGAGUUACGGUCCCUGCGCAGAGUACACAACAGACGGUUCGAGACGUUCCUCAAAGAGGACUUCACAAGGUACAGCAGGUAGCAAUUCUGGGGGGACAUCUCCUCGUAGUUCCCACAAAAGCGCAGGAGACAACUCAGAGGAGGAAUCGAUAAAUCGGUCCACCAACACAUCUGUAUCGAGUGAAGCGAAUGAUUCCUCCUCUCGAGGAUCGUCCAAAAGGAUAAUAACAUCAUCUUCAGAGGUGGCCAAACGGGAAAGCUCCUUCAACUCGAAUCAGUACGCCGAGGCUAGAGAAAACUACAUGAUACAGAAACAGGCACAUCUGUGCAGAGUAAACCUCUUCAUUAAAGAGGCCAAGUUAUUAUUUUUUAACAAAGAUGUGAACAUAAGCGAUAUAUCUAUAUUUGUUACGACCAUUAUGGAGGAAAAGAAGUACGUUGGCAAAUUGAGAAAGCUAAGUUCGAGGACUCUUCCAAUGAAUAAUUUAAUAAUCAACGAAUGUAUUAAACAUAACGUGAAGGAUAUAUACACCGACAUCGUGAUAAAUAUAAAGUAUCGAAAUAAGAAAAAGAAUAACGAAGAAAUAAUCCUGGGGAGGGUGAUCAUUCCCUUUUUUCUUCUUCUAAAUACAUACAGAUAUAAAAUUAAAAACAUCAGGAAUAGGAUAAAAUAUUGCACCAAGUGCUUCCUAUGGCUACACAUCUUUCCAAGUAACAACAAAUUAUUUAACUAUAAAUUUUUUAAGCCAGUGGAAGGGUUCGAAGAAUAUGGAAUGCUCAACCCUCUGUACACAUUAGGGUUUUUAAAUAUAAAAAUGAAAAUAAUUUUUAAAAAGAAUCCCCUUCUUUUGACUCUCUAUAGUAACAUGAGGAAACCUUUAUUUUACUAUAAAUUACCCGUACAAUUUGAACCUCUUUAUUGCCAGUACUAUAGUGAAAACUUCUUCGUCUAUGUUACUCAGCUGCCUAUAUGGAUAUAUAAAUUUUUUUACCUCUUCAACCCUAGGAGGAUUGAAAUUAUUCCUUUAAAUUGUUACGAUUACGUGUUUAUUUUAUCCUUUUGGUUGUUUUUUUUCCGUUUAAUUGUUAUUUCUCCCUUCUUCCUCAUCUUCGUUCAUUUUUUUUUUUGUCUGAUUUUCAUUUCCCUUUCUUACAAGUUCGGCCAUGUCAGCUACAGCAGCAGCAGCAUGGCGUAUAACUUUCGCCCUGUCCAUGUGAAGAAGAGGACGCACCACUGGAAUCGGGGUGAGGCGAAGAGCCCCCAGACGCAUCAAAUGCUACUCCCCGAGAAUAGGCGCAACGUGCGUUUUUUUGACAGCAAGUGCAGGCAGGUACCGAUCUCGGCGAAUGAUAUAGACUCGAAUUAUUGCGGCGGGGGGAGAGGCACAAAUGCGCAGGGAGGAAUAGACACCAAUGCGCAGGGAGGAAUGGACACCAAUGCGCAACAUGGGGAAAAUGGCUGCCCUUUGCGGGGGGGGCAACUGCUCCUCCAAAGUAGACCACUAGAGGAGAGACCCCCGGGCGGAUCAAACAGUUUCGACGUUCCCCAACUGGUAGUGACAAGUGAGGAGUUGAAAAGGAUUCCAAGUGAGCAUAGACAUGGUGGGGAACACAGCAAAAGUGGUACGUCCCAGAAGAAUGACGAAUUCUAUGGAGAAGCAAGCAGGAGAAUGAACAACCAGAACGAAUUCAGUAGUAAUGGAAGCUUCUAUGGAGGGAGUCUUAACAGCCCUGAGAAGUGUCCCCCCAAGGACGGAGCAUAUCAUGUGGCUCAUUUCAAAAUUGAAGAAAAUUGUUUUGUAAAGCAACCCAACUUGGAUCACGAAGAUGAAGAGUCGAAUGGGAAAAUGAAGGAUGGAGAACAGGAACGCCCAGAAGAGAAAAAAAAAAAAAGCCUAAUCCACUUUAUGCAAAAUACACCCGAUGAGAUAAACAAUAAAUUAACCAACGUGACAAAAUUUGCAAAGAAAAUUCAGAAUAUGAUGUUCGACAGUAGUGAUAAAAAUCCGCUGGAUUUUUUCAACAUGGGUUCACAUGCAAAUGGGCUAGCUGGGCUGUUUAACGGGAUGAAUGAGAAGCGGAGGAAAGCGGAAGGGGAAACACCCAAGGGGGAAGACCAAACUGAUAAAGUGGGAGAUUUGCACCAUUGGGGAGAUAGUCAAAUAAAGGGAAGCCAAGGGAGGAACCCUCAAGUGGAUAAUUCAAUUAGGGGGAGAAACCACCCAGGAGGGAGCAAUCAACCAAGUGAUAGCGAACAUAAGCAGUUGAAUACAUCGAAGCAGGGAAAGGAAAGUGCCCAGAGGACAUAUCGCGCAGAGCAAAACGGGAUGGAACGGAGUAUCCAAAGAGAGGUGCACACUGAUCACUCAGCGGCAGAUUCUUCAUCGUGUCAUAAUGGGAAGGAUGAAUAUUUAGCGCAAUAUAAAACGGAAGUAAGUGUAGACGGAGUUGCUAACUCGAACGCAUUGGAAGCUGCCAAACUGGUAAACCGUAGUCACAUGACCAGAGGCAGCGAUGCCAUCCCGUCGUCUGAUCAUAUGGGGGUGGUGGAGGAGAGCCCCUUUUCCAACUCAAACACGUCGCUAGAAUCCAAAUUUUUAAGAAAAAAUUUCCUGUUUGACGCGAUAAAGAAUAACUUAGCAUCCCCAAAUGGAAAGGAAGCCGCUGAGUUGGCCAUGAAGAAUGAUGCCAGUGUGACGAACGAGAAGAAAGACAUGUUUGCGUUUAAAAAGAAAUAUGCGUUUACGCCAAUCGUGAAGUCUCCCUUCCAUAACUUCUAUUUGUUCUUUAAUUCGAUUGACGGUAAGAAGACGUCGAUCUUUUCAAACAACGUGGAUGUCCCAAAUGUCCAUUUGCUUCUCAAACGAUUCAUAAUGCUUAUAACAUUGACUCAGAAUUUUACGGGAGCCUUUACCAUGGUUUACGAAAAAGUUAACUAUGCUUUCAAUUGGGACUUCACAUGUUACACGUUUGUAAAUUUGGUGAUUUUGUUUUUUUUAAGUUACGGCUUUUCUUUCAUUUUUUAUGCCAUGUCGUUUGUCCCCCUUCUGUUUUAUCGCCUUCUUCUAUUUUUGCUCAUCUCUGUGUUGCUGAUAAGGAGCUACGAGUUGACGGAGGUCGGACACAGGGCUAGUCUCUACUACGAGAGGGUGCGCAAGAAGAAAGUCCCCUGGUGGAGGUAUGCUUGGAGAUUGCUCAGCAGGAUGGGAACUCGAGUAGUGAAGGCCAAGAGGAAGAGGAAUGCACAAGAAGAGAUCGAGCACGACCAUGAAGUGCCAGCACGGAGACACGAUCAAGCCGCCAUCCCCCAUUUUGUCAGACGUCUCUUCAGAUCGGUGUACAGAGCAGUCCGCCGAUCGGUGCGUCGAUUUGUGAGACACACCAUUUGCAGAUUCUUCCAGGUCACUUUCAAACAGGUGGACAAGAUGCUACGCAGAGGGGUUGUCUAUAUUUACUUUUUAAUCUUUUUUUUAAAGAAUUGGGUAACAAGAUUGCUGAUACUAAAAGAUAUUGAACACAUGAAAAUAGCCAAGAUGCAGGGAUUUAAGAAUUUAUUCUUUUUUAUUCACAAUCGAAUGAUGCGGAGAGACGCGGGAAUGAAACUGUUCCUGAGAAGCAACGAAAGCUAUCCCAGCAGUGGCCACAGCAGGGCUGGUGACCCCGUCGGGGGAACUCCUAAACGUGUGGAUAACAUGAAAGAUGGCUCCAUUGAUGAAAAGCAUAAUAAAAAUUUCAUUCACACGCAUAUGUAUGAUAACUACAAGAAUGCGGACUCGUGUAUAUACUCCUCCAGUGAUAAAGACGCUUCGAGCGUGAGAAAUGGUGGCUACGGCGCCGACCACUUUGCUCGUGACGGCAGCGACGACGACCGGAAAUCUCUCAGCCAGCUAACCGACAACGGAACGAUGAACGUGAACGUGGACAUAUUCCUGCACUACUAUUUCAAGCGGAGGAAAUAUGACCUUUUCAACAACAUCAUAAAUAUCAACAGGAACCAUAUAUACUCCUACAAGGAUAUAAAUCUGCUUCAGUCAAAUGACGACCAAAAUAUCAGCCCCCUCAAUUACGCGGAAUAUCUCAACAUUGAGCAUAACUACUCCAGUUCGUAUGACAAUAACAAGAAGAGGAGUUGA